AUGGUUCUCUUCAAGAGAAAGCCGGUACAAUAUGUAUCAACGCCGGAUAUUGAGAAUGAAAAUACAGAGGUCUGGUUGAUUCCCGCUACUGGCGAGUAUUUUUUGGAUUAUGAGCAAUACUUGGCUCGGAUGGAUUUCUAUAAACAGCGUCGAUUCAUUUGCCAAAUCUCAGGUCAUUCUGGUUUGUCAUUUUUUGAGGCACUCAAGAGUGAGUUGGCAGGCGCGCAAGAAGUCGAAGAGGCAUUCCCCAACUCGUUGAAGAUGCCAAUUCUUAGACGUGUACAAUUUCAAACCAUUUCUCGAAUCGAUACCCUCGUGGACCUUAUUUACGACGAGUUCAGAUCCGAUUACUAUCCCGGCGAGGUUGUCACGGUUCAUGUAGUCACAGGCGACCGACUCACUGGUACUGUCAGAGAAAAGACGCACUUCGUAAGCAAAGUUCUGCCGGAUGGCUCACUAAGCCCACCCUUCUCGAGGUACUUUGUUAGUCUGGAUGGUCGACCACACGAAGAAGCGGUGGUGGACGACAAUCAUAUUACCCGUGACCGGAAGAUAUUCACAAAGCAAGUUCUGCGAUCUUUUAUCAAGAAAACUGUUACCAGAGAAGCAUGGACCGGUGCGCCUUGGUUGGUGAAGAACGAUGUGGCCGCCAUUUAUGGCAUCGAAUCUAAAGUUCCGCCACAUUUAAGAUAUGAGAGUAAAGCUGCGGAAAGAAAACAAAAUCAAUCUCAAAAGAAGACUGGAGGAAGCGAUUUUGAUGGUAUGGUUGGUAGCUUCCAUGGAGGAAAUGGUCCACAAGCUAGACUCCCGGAGUUGAAGCCAGCACCCAAGAGCCAUAAGAGCAAGCAGCAACAGACUCAACUGGCAAGAAGUAAGCAGCAGCCAUCUUUAGACCCUGCUCCUAUGAAUUUUAUUCCUACACAUUUCCCUCCCCCUCCCUAUCCCCAUCCCCAAUUUCAACCUUCUCCUCAAAACCCAUUUAUUCCUUAUCCUCAAGCUCCUCCCUUCAUUUCUCACACCUUUCAAGCCAAUGGGCCACCACAACAAGUGGGACCUCACUUCCAAAACUUUCACAACUCUUCCUUUGCAUUUGCGCCUCUUGCAUCCCUUCCGCCGGCUCCUCCUCCACUACCCCCUAUCAAAUACCCAAUUGAGGAUUUGGAAGUGGCUCCCAGAGUUGAUGGACCGAAACGACCCGACAUCAAAUAUUUUUCGCAAGAUAACCCAAUGGUCUUAAGAAGACCAAACGUCGAGGGUAAUGGCAUUCACAUGUCAUCUAUUGGUCAAUUGCUGGAGACAUGGGACACUUUGAAUGUCUAUUGUCAGAUCUUCAAGUUGGAUUCAUUUACUUUUGACGAUUUCGUCGAAGCGUUACAAUUUACAUCUGAAGAUGUAGAUUGCGAGUUAUUCGUUGAGAUUCAUUGCGCUGUUCUGAAAAUUCUGGUAAAUUCGGAAGCCGAUGAUGGAAAGCUUCAAGUUCAGCUGCCGGAAAUGGAAGAAUCAGAUGACGAAGAAGACUCUAUCAUUGAGGUUAGCGUCAUGCCAACACUUACACCAGAGCCAGAGCCACAACCUAAAGGACGCGCCACUAGAAGUAGUCUGGCAAAAGCCGAGGCGGAAGCUUUGCAAAAGGCAGCUGAACAGCCUCUUGAGGAACCAGCCGGACCGACAUGUACUCAUCGCGCUGCCGAGAUGGAAGAUAGCAUCGAAUGGAUUGAGAAAUUAAGAAAGCGUGACUUCAAGAAUGGUGGCUGGGAAGCUAUCAUGGUAGGCCUACUACAUCAACUUUCGAAAGACGAGAGGUAUUUUGCCCAUUGUGAAGCACUCCUUGUUCAACUCGCCCCUCUCGACAUGGAGCCAACCCAGGAAACUGCCCAUCUACAGUAUGCGAAACUUGACGUCAACCUUCGCAUCAAAAUUCUCCAAAUUAUUUGCAUGCUUACAGCGGAAACAAAAGCAAUUCGUGGUUACAUGGAAGAGAGUAGUGAGCACAUGACGAUGCUUCGAAAGGAAAAGAUCCAGUUUCAGCGUACCAAAAAGGAUGCUCACGAUGCUGUCAAGAAACUUAACGAAACUCGCAAAGCACUUGAACCACCACCUGAGCCAAGUUCAGCACCGGCUGCGGAGAAGGUUGCAGAAAAAGAAGCUUCAGCUAGUGUCAAUGGAGAUGUGACUAUGCACGACGUCGAGGAAGAGGUCCAGGACUCUCAUGGCGACGAAAUUAUGGACUCGGAUGAAGAUGCCCCUCCAACCCGAUCAUUACGUCGUGGACUUGAUCGAGCAGCAGAGCGAAAGCGCAAACGUGAAGCUGAACAGGAGAAGAAAGCAAAAGCAGAGGCCGAACCUAAAUUCCCCAAGCAGUCGAAGGCACUCACAAAGGUUCUUAAAGACAUUCAAAAAUUGCAAGACAAGAUCAAGGAGUGUGAGGAGGAAAUUGCCAUUCUCGAUAAUGAUCUUCGAGAAGCUGAUUGCCCUCGUACGCGUGUACUUGGUAAGGAUCGAUUCUGGAAUCGUUAUUAUUGGUUUGAGCGCAAUGGUAUGCCAUAUGGUGGUCUUCCUAGUAGCUCUACGGCUGAUGCUGAAUAUGCCAAUGGCUGCAUAUGGGUCCAAGGACCAGACGACCUUGAGCGUGAAGGUUAUAUUGAAAUGCGACCGGAGUGGCAAGAUGAAUAUCGAUUUAAGUUCAACAUGACCGUACCAGAAAGAAAGGUUAUGGAAGAAGGAAAUACCCACGUAUUCAAUGCUCAUCAAUGGGGUUAUUUUGAUGAGCCUGAAUCAGUUGAGGGUUUAAUCAACUGGCUCGAUGCCCGUGGUAAUAAUGAAUUGAAGCUUCGAAAAGAACUCCAACUCUACAAGGACAAAAUCACUACUCAUAUGGAAAAGCGCAAGGAAUACCUCAACCCCAGCGACGAAAAGAGUGUUGAUUCCAGUCAUAAACGAAUGUCGACUCGUGGAAAACAACAACCUCAUGUGGAUCAUACAGCUCAUCGAUGCUUAUCUUGGCGGAAUAAUACGGCGAUCAACGAAUUGGGUCAUUUGCAUUCUGAUCAACCACGGAAUCGCAAGCAGGCUAAAAAGGGGGCACCGAUUCUACCACCGGCAGUUGAGGAAGAGAGACAAACUAGGAGUGAGGCUGCGAAGAAACAGAGGAAACGGUAA
Molecule: messenger RNA, 3159 nt
Organism: Sclerotinia borealis F-4128
Lineage: Eukaryota; Fungi; Ascomycota; Leotiomycetes; Helotiales; Sclerotiniaceae
Source: the annotation of a GenBank genome assembly